Messenger RNA from Trichosurus vulpecula (common brushtail), 5599 nucleotides. RefSeq names its product KN motif and ankyrin repeat domains 2 (gene KANK2). Gene Ontology annotation, cellular component: cytoplasm. Lineage: Eukaryota; Metazoa; Chordata; Mammalia; Diprotodontia; Phalangeridae. Gene Ontology annotation, molecular function: protein binding. The coding region runs from base 324 to 3245 and encodes 973 amino acids. The transcript has 13 exons. Gene Ontology annotation, biological process: negative regulation of vitamin D receptor signaling pathway; negative regulation of actin filament polymerization; negative regulation of cell population proliferation. The record is from RefSeq and is a predicted model, not a curated record.
AACCAGGAAAGCCAAGGAGAUGGUUUGGGAGCCAGGGAAGGUGACGGGUAGACCUGAGGCAAAGCUAGCCAACAGGAAAGGGGUGUCCACGUCCAGGAACAAGAGGGACUGGAGGAUGUAGACAGAAAGUCAGAGGCAGAGAAAGAAACUGACAGAAAGACCUGGAGAGACAAAUCGACUUGGAGAGAGAGUGUGGCCAAGGAGAGAGGACACCCGGCCCCGGCCCCAUCCCUGUCUGCCCUAUUCCAGGAGGCCUUCGGUGCCAGAAUCUAACUCCCCAUUAACCUGGUGACCCCGAGAAGAGUGAGACUAAAGGAGAGGAGAUGGCCCAAAUCCUGCACAUGGAGUCUGCCUUCCCAGGGAAGCAUGGACCCACAUCCCCCACAGCUUUCCCAGGGAAGGAGCCAGAGCCCCCCUACUCGGUUGAGACUCCCUAUGGCUACCGGCUAGACUUGGACUUUCUCAAAUAUGUGGAUGACAUUGAGAAGGGCCACACCAUGAAGCGGGUGGCUGUGCACCGGCGCCCCCGACUCAGCUCCCUGCCCCGAGGGACUGGCUCCUGGUGGACCUCAACUGAGUCCUUGUGUUCGAAUGCCAGCGUAGACAGUCGCCACUCGGCCUACUCCUACUGUGGCAGAGGCUUUUACCCACAGUAUGGGGCCCUUGAGAGUCGAGGGGGUUUCAACCCCCGUGUGGAGAGAACCUUGUUGGAUGCCCGGCGAAAGCUGGAGGACCAGGCAGGUGGCGAGUGCAGUAGGCCACAGGCCGGAGGGCUGGGCAGCCUGACACCCAGCGCAGCUGGCUCCACGAGCUCCCUGGCUGGGGCCGGGCUCCCCCCACGCCUCUUGUCCACCCACAAUGGUGGCACACCACUGAGUUCCUCAGGGCUGUCCACACCCGUGUCACCCACACCAGGCCACCUACAGCAUGUGCGAGAGCAAAUGGCUGCUGCCCUGAGGAAGCUGCGUCACCUGGAGGAGCAGGUGAAACUCAUCCCCAUCCUUCAAGUCAAGGUAUCUGUGCUGCAGGAGGAAAAGCGACAGCUCAGUGUCCAGCUGAAAAGCCAGAAGUUCCUGGGUCACCCUGGGGCCCGUGCUGGGGCUGGAGGCCGGGGUCGAGGGGAGCUCUACCUGGACCUGCCGGAUCUUGCUGAGCCCUUCUCAGAUUUGGACCUAGAUGGGGAGAAGAAAGAAAGCCGCUCUGUGGGCGUGGGGCCAGAGGAUGCCAGCACCCAGAGAAGUGUGGGCACUUGGGUUCGGGAGAGGGACCUUGGGGCACCUGAGGGCCAGGCUGCCCUGACUGCCAAGAUCGCUGUGCUGGAGACACAGCUGAAGAAGGCCCUGCAGGAGCUGCAGGCAGCCCAGGGGCAGCAGCCAGUUCCAGCAUCAACACCAGUGACAGUUCCAGCAUCAGUACCAGCCCUUGCUCCCACCCCUGCCUCAGUGAGCCCCUCAGGGGUCAUUCAGGAAGGUCCUGAGCUUCCAGAAGCAAUGGGAGCACCAUCUGGCCAGUAUCCCCCUAGUGACUCCCGAAUCUGGCCACCGUCAGAUGGGCCCAUCAGGGUAGAUACAGUAAAGGUGGUCCAGGUGCAAGGAGAGCCUAAGAUUGCUGCCAGCACAGCCACAGGGACCCCAGCCCAGAGGGCCCAGAGCCUGGAGCCAUCUGGCCCUGCAGGACUUCGAGCUCUGGUGACGAGGAGUCCUGAGGGGAAUACCUGGAACCAACCCUCUAUAGCUGUGCACUGCACCCGGGAGGUGGUAGAGACCACUUUCCCAGGCCCUGUCAUUCCUGUCAUCCCUGCCAAUGUGCCACCUAGCACCUUCCACGUGGUAAAGAAAAUCAGUAUUACCACUGAGCCCUACCGGGAUGGGGAGAAAGACCAGGAGACUGCCCCUGGCCUGGGUCCCGGCUGCAAUGGACUGGCAGCUCCCUUUAGGGGCCUCGCUAAGCCUUCAGAGAUGCCCCCAGGGCCGGCAGCCACAAUUCCUCCUCAGUCCCUGGGAGAGCCAAGAACAACAGCCAUCAGCCACAGCUUCUCCAGGGAACAGAGUGGGAAUGUGGCGCUGCUGCGUGGGAAGGAGGAAGCUGAGGAAGGUUCAGCAGCCCUGCUGCAAGCAGGAAUCAAGUCCAUCAUGAAGAGGAAGGAGACCAGCACAGAUGUGCCCAACAGGAAGAACCUUCAGUUCAUAGGUGUCAAUGGCGGGUAUGAAUCUACAUCAUCUGAGGAUUCCAGCACAGCUGAAAAUUUCUCGGACAAUGAGAGUACAGAGAGUGAAUACCAUGAGGCCAAUGAGGGGCUCCCUGGGGCCAGCGAUGGAGGCCGGCCUAGAGGGGGAGGCUCAGUGGCAGAACCCACUUGGGGAGGCAAGGCUGGGACUGUACAAAGGAAAGAGCCUAUGGCUGAGGCAGCCCCCAGCCCAAAGGCAGAGGAUGAAAUCAGAUUGGAGCUUAGCGCAGACCUCAUCUCUGCCUGUCUGACCCUGCAGAAAUACCUGGAGAGUCCAGAUACCCUCACUGAGAAAGAGAUGAAAGCAGCAUACAGCACGGUGCUUCAGGACUGGCUGAGGCUCUCCUGCCACAAAGAUGCCCACCCGGAGGUAGUCCGCAGGCACAUGGUUACCUUCCGGGCCAUGUCACCCCAGCUGCUCCAGUUCAUCGUGAACAUGGCGGACGACAAUGGCAACACUGCCCUGCAUUACACCGUGUCCCACUCCAACUUCCCUGUGGUCAAGCAGCUGCUGGACACUGGUCUCUGCAAUGUGGACAAACAGAACCGAGCUGGCUACACAGCUAUCAUGCUGACUGCGUUGGCAGCCUUUCGGGCAGAGGGAGAUAUGGCCACCAUCCUGCAGCUGCUCAGACUUGGGAACGUCAACUUCAAAGCCAGCCAGGCAGGGCAGACAGCACUUAUGCUGGCUGUUAGCCAUGGCCGGAUUGACAUGGUCAAAGCCCUGCUGGCCUGUGCCGCUGAUGUCAACCUUCAAGAUGAUGAUGGUUCUACUGCCCUGAUGUGUGCUUGUGAGCAUGGCCAUGUGGAAAUCGCUCGUCUGCUUCUGGCUGUACCUGACUGUAACACAGCACUCACCGACCAUGAUGGCAGUACGGCUCUCUCCAUUGCCCUUGACAAUGGGCAAAAUGACAUUGCUGAGAUGCUAUACACGCACAUGAACUCGGCCAAAUCCUCGGGUCCUCCAAAGCAAACAACAGUCAAGAGUGCAGCUAUUUCACCCAGCAACAUUCAGUAGAAACGAUAGGACCUGCUGGCAGGACAGAGGACACAGAGCAUCCACAGUACCUGUCCAUCAGAGGGAAAGAAGGGAUGAUGCGGAGGAAAUACUUGGGAAUGCUCCUCUACCCUUAGGGUGGAAAACUAGCACUGUGACAGAAACCUAUACCAUACCUUUCCAUCUUAUCCCAUGUCCCUGACUGCUUGGCCACCUUGGCCUGAUUCCAUAACACCCAUGUCCAAAGGGCAGUUGGACUCUUUGGAAACUUCUUUCAGCCACCAAAGGAGAAUGUGGUGUCAGAUGGAAGGGUUUGCAAUUUCUUAAUGCUUUUUUUCUUUUUUUCCCCAAACUUGCAAACCCAAGCCAAAGCAAAGAUGUCUGUGGAUGGAAACUGAGUUCUGCUUCCACUGUGCAUGAAUUAAACAAAAGGGACCUAGGUCUGGGCACAGGGUGUUACCCCCAGCAACCAGCCCCAUGGGCACAGGAGGCAUUGGAGUUUUAUAUAAAGCUGUGAGGGAGGCCUCUUUCAGAGAAAUAAGCUUGAAAUAGUGAGAUGUUUGAGGAAAUUAUGAAAGUUUUUUUUUGUUUUUUAAAUAAGAAAAAAGCACUAUGUUAAAGCCUGAAUUUUAUAUUAAGGAUUAAGCUUGAGCUUUUUAUUAGGGUUUGAUGAAGUUGUGCAUGGUUUAGAAUGGGAUUUUGCACAUCUGGCUGGCAUUCCCUCUGCCUGCAUGCCUGUGGCCUGUAUGCCAUUCUACUCAGUCUUCAGAAGUGUGUUGCGCAAACUUCGUUUUGUAUCUGUUUUUAUGCCAAGCAUAGCAGAGUCAGUCUGUAUCAGACUGGGAGAACUUGGUCAUUUUCUCCCAGUCCUUUUUGCCCUUUCCCUGUCUAACCCAGGAGAUAAGCCCAGGAUCCCACCAGAGACUAGGACAGAGGGAGCUCUGCAUUCAGGACCACCUCAAAUGUGGCAGAGCUCAGCAGAGGAGCAAGAGGCCUUUCUAAGGCACUGACCGAGCUGGGCAUCUAAGCACAGCACUCCGUUCCUUAGAGCAUUAGACAAAGGGACCUUCAAGGUCAGCUUGUCAAACCUGACAGUUUUACAGAUGAAAAGAUGAAAUUAGAUCCAGUGACAAGGCCCAAGUCACAGAUACCUCGCUAGACACAUUGCCUGAUGGACAAGGCAGAGAUAAGAGUAGGUGACAUAAAAGUAGAUGCCCUAAGAGUAGAGAGGCUGUUUUCGGGUCUACUGGUCAGUGCUUGGGUGUGACCAAUGACCCCAGGCUUCUCUCAGGUGCAAAGGCCCAGUUUUGAAAGCUCCUGGGGUCAUCAAUUUGGCAAUCCUACAUACCAGCCAGCCCAUUCGGAAUGACAGGCUUACAAAAGAUGCUAGCUUUUCAUUACCCCUGCUCCUUUCUUUGUGACUUGGGUAAAAGAAGUUUGAGAAAACCAGGUUUAUGGAAGUACAUGCUCCUCUAACCACUUGUCCUGUCUCUGGAACCACAAGCUACUCCUUCCCUUCUUCCUUGGUGAUCCCAAAGAAGAAAAGCCUUAAGCCAGGAAACAUAUUCCUCACCUAUGAUUGUGCCGAGUGUACAGCAGAUGAAACACCAGCCAAGCAUAUGUCCCGCCAUUCACCAUAGCCAAUUUGCAUUAAGUUGUUUCACUGCCUUGGGACUGAGAGAUCUGAGGACAGAAAUACCUGCCAGUCUGGAUUUUUCGGUACACAGCACGGUAAAGAAAAUAAACUGCCCAGAAAUGUUGGCCCCCUUCCCAGGAUCAGAGUUUCUAUGCUGGAUUUAACCUGGGUUGUUGGGAUUUCAAACUGACCAUGUUAAACAAAAGGUUAACAUAAAUUCGCUAUAACAUAAAUUCUAUGUGUGAGGUGCUUGGAAAGGGUUUGGUCUUUGCUUGGCUUUUAGAAUUAAAACUGAAAGGGUGGGGUAGUGGGGAACCUGACGCUGGUCUAGUGUUAUCAUGCCUUGAUAGAUGUGUAACAAAGGUGACAGACCUUGGUUCUCACUUAAGAAAUGGUACGUGCCAAUGUGUGCAUGUGUUUUUGUGUAUGUGUGUUUAUGUGUGUGUUUGUGCCCACAUGUUUGUUUUAAACUCUUAUAGAUGGCAGACACUUGCUAUGGGGCAUGUCCCAUUCCCCAAACAGGUCCAUAUUUAUCUGUUUUGUACAGUCCCAUACAACUGACUUGGCCCAGCAUGCUGUGGAGGUUGACAUUUUGGUUUUUUGUUCCUGCACUCAGUUAUAUACAUGGAUCUGUUCUCACUAUCCUGCAUUGGUAUUUCCAUAAGACAGUAUUACACUUAAAUAAAAUAUUCAUUUUAUAAUCUUAAAAAAGUAAAUGAAUAAAGCUACCUAAAGUUAC